CCUUACCUCAUUCCGAGAAACACAGAAUCAACCGCACGGCCUCCCGGGAAAAAUCGAUACGGAAGGCGAGCGGCAACUCGUCCCGUCAGUCAAUCGCUCGGCGCUCAGCAGAACAACCGGUGGCAGUGCCCAAUAGCUCAGAAUGAUAGGAUGGAGGGAGGGGGCCUCCCCCGGCUGCCUGACACCAUCCUCCUCGAAGUCUUCCUGAAGCUGGAACACCAGGAUGUCCUCGCCGCUGGCACCACCUGCAGGCAGUGGUACAGAGUGUCCCGUGACGAAUUUCUAUGGAAGGAUCUCUUUUAUUGUUACUACAAUGUGAAUCGAUCAGUCCCUCGCCAUCCAGCUGCUGUUUCGUGGCUGGGUGAAUUUCAGAGACUAUACGACACAAUUCCAUGUGUGCAAGUGGAGACGCUAAAGGAGCAUCGUGACCAAGUAUUACACGUCAGCUUCUCUCAUAAUGGCUACUUAUUUGGAUCCUGUUCCAAGGACUGUUUUGUCAAGGUUUGGAACAAUGAUUUGGAGAUUUCAGUGUUGCACAGUGCUAACAUGCGUCCCUACAAUUGGAGCUAUACCCAGUUCUCACAGUUCAAUGCUGAGGACACACUCCUCCUCGUUUCUGGAGUCUACAUUGGGCCUCACAGCUCGUCUUCUGGUGAAAUUGCAGUCUUCAGUCUAGAUGACUUCACGUUGCUGUCCCGUGUGAGGAAUAAACCCUACGAUGUCUUUGGCUGUUGGUUGAAUGAAACACAUCUGAUCUCCGGGAACCUACACUGGAUUGGGAAUAUGACAUCUUGCUCAGUAUUGUGGUUGAACAAGGCCUAUCAGGAUAUCGAAUCGGAAAAUAUAAAUGUUGUGAAGAGACUGUUCCAGCUGCAGAAUUUGAACGCAAGCACCAUUCGCACAGUCAUAGUGGCAGACUGCAGCCGACACAACAGUCCUGACCUGCUGCUGGGCUCCGAAGAACAACUGACCAGUCCAACUCCCCAAGUAUUUGACCUGGGUGACAGUGAAGAUGAAGUUUGCAGCAAAUUGAAGCACAGGAGUGAGAACCAAGGGGAGGUGAUGGUCAGCAGUCAGGCGGAUGAGCGGAUAGAGGAGAAUGUGCUCUCUGCCGGGGGACUGUCCACCAUGGAUGAAAAGCAAAUAGAGGCAAGAGUCGCAGAACUUUUUCUACAAGCCAAGACAAAGCCAGCAGAUAUGGCCCUCCUGUCAGAACAGCAAACAACUCAAGACAAAAAAUACUUGAUCUUCACCACAGGAAGCCUUACCUACACUCCCCAUCAGAUAGGUAUUAAACAAAUUCUGCCUCAUCACAUGACAACAUCAGGACCUGUGCUGGGUGAGGAACGAAGCUCCAAUGAGUUCUUUGAUGCUCUGGACUACACAAUUGAUGUCCACGGUCACAUCAUAGGCAUGGGUUUGUCUCCAGAUCACAGGUAUUUAUAUGUAAACAGUCGGGCCUGGCCCAAGGGCUGUAUCAUCAGUGAUCCCAUGAACCCUCCACCCAUCGCGGAGGAGAUUGAUAUCCACGUGUUUGACUUGAAAACAAUGCAGGAAGUAACUCAGACUCUGAGGGCGCACACAGCCUACACUCCCAAUGAUGAGUGCUUCUUCAUCUUCCUGGAUGUCAGCAGGGAUUAUGUUGCCAGUGGUGCUGAAGACCGGCAUGGCUACAUCUGGGACAGACACUACAACAUCUGCCUGGCAAAGCUUCAGCAUGAGGAUGUGGUGAAUUCUGUGGCCUUCAGCCCUGUGGACCAGGAGAUGUUGAUCACUGCCAGUGAUGACUGCACCUUGAAGAUUCUGGAAGAGACACAGUGGUCUGGACUGAAUGCUUGAAUCACAUCUAUUCUCUGAUGGACCCACAGUGUAUUGCAUGUUUUAAAGCUGCCAUUGCAUUGUCCAAGCUGUGCACUGGUCUCAGUGAAUCCUGGUAUGUUUAUUUGGCUGUGAGGCAUACCCGCCCACAGCAGAGCUAGUGACCAGUUUCCAACCUGCAGGAUAUUGAGUAACAUGCAUGGUAACAGUUCACUGCAGAGGGUUUGGUAGUGCCCUCAUGUCAAAAGCAUCUUUGCACAGCACCUUACAACAUCAUGAUAAUGGUACUAUACCUAGCAAUCUAAAGAUCAAAUCUUAUCAGAAUACUAAAAUCAUUACAGACUCUAAUAGAUCAGAGCUCAUGAAUUCAAAUCCCGACAUGGCAGUUUCAGAAUUUACUUUGUUUAAAAAUCUGGAAAUAAAAACCUGCUUUCAAUAGAUUCUACCCGAGAGCUGUGGAUGCUCAUUUUUUGACUAUAUUCAAGGCCAAGAUUGAUCGAUUUUUGGACUCUGAGGGAAUCAAGGGAUAGAGUGGGUAGGUGAGCAGAGGCCAAAAAUCAGCCAUGAACAUAUUGAAUGGAGGAGCAGGCUCAAGCAGAGCAUGGUCUACUCCUGCUCUUAUUUCUUAUGUUCAUAGAAGUGACAACAAAGCUGUCAGAUUAUUGUUAAAGCUCAACUGGGAAGUAAACCUCUUAUCCUUAGCCAGUCUGGCCUGUAUGUGAUUCCAGUGCCACAGCUUCAUGGUUCACUGUUCCCUGCCUUGGAAAGCCACUCAGAUUUAUUAAAUCUGCAACCAAUAGUUCAAGGCUGACCACCGCAACCUUCUCAGGCAACUAGAGAUGACCAAUGCCAGACACCCAGAUCCUAAGAAUAAAUUUUUAAAACCUCACCACAGUCAAUUCUAGACAAGAGCUAAAAAGAAAAUUGAAAACUGCUGGUUUAAAUUAACUCCUGACCUAUCAGCAGUCACCUUCUCAAGGCAGAAAGGGAUGAACAAUAAAUGCCAGCAACAGCCAUAACCUAAUGUCAGUGCCCUAUAAAUAUCCUUAUGUAACUCUGCAAUAAACCCACUAACUAUUUUUUAAAUGUUAGCCAGAAUUCCCAGAUUGGUGAAAGGGAACAGGAACCCUAAAUGAUUUCCAAUCAGUAGAUCAGAUUUAACCUCAUCCACUGGUUUGUGUUAAAUAAAGGGAAGAGCCAUGAUCUUAUCAAAAGGUGGAGCUGGCUUGAAGGGCCAAAUUGUCUACUCCUGCUCCGAAGUCCUAUGUUCAAGUGAAACAGCAAAAUGGAAUGUAGAAAUAUGAGCACAAGUCAACCCUACUGCUGUAUUUUAAUCAAUCUGCCAUUUAAGCUAAAACUGCACUGUUACAAUAACAAAAUGCAUUAAUAUUUCAGAGCACAGACUGUGCAGCUAAUCUUACACAGCAUUCAGCAAUUAGGCUUCUCUUCUGCUUUUAGUGAUGUUACAUUGAAAGUAGGAAAGCUUCCUGUAAACUUGUCUAUGCAAGGAACCCUUUAAAAUUCUCAGCAACUGUUCAGUUCUAGUCUAUAUUUAAAACUGCAUCAGCAAAUAAAUCAUUGACCCGGGUUCUUGGUCCCAGACCUGCAUUAUACAGUGUUCUGUAUUGAGAAAAAUAAAUCUUUGCAUAUUUAAAAA
Molecule: messenger RNA, 3475 nt
Organism: Carcharodon carcharias (great white shark)
Lineage: Eukaryota; Metazoa; Chordata; Chondrichthyes; Lamniformes; Lamnidae
Gene: fbxw5
Product: F-box and WD repeat domain containing 5
Exons: 10
Coding region: 151-1839 (562 amino acids)
Biological process (GO): protein ubiquitination
Cellular component (GO): SCF ubiquitin ligase complex; Cul4-RING E3 ubiquitin ligase complex
Molecular function (GO): protein binding
Source: RefSeq, a predicted model, not a curated record